UGUGUUGUCAUGUGACGUCAUCCUGCUAGAGGACAGGCGUUGUUCUCCGCACAGGCGGGCUGAACCGGGUCCGGUCCUUCAGGUCCAGUUCGGAAACACUCGAAUACAGGCCGAUAUGAGACAGUGAGACCUCAGCAAACACGAAUCCUCUCUGAUCACCAUGACGACGCAGCGUUAGAGCUCAGCAUCCGCAGCAUCAGCAUCAUCAGGAUGGAGUUUAAAGAGCUGGUGGACACCGCGGAGAAAUGGUGCUCCGGGAACCCCUUCGACCUGAUCUUCGCCGAGGACGUGGACGAGAGGCGGCUGGACUUCUACGCCGAGCCCGGGAUCUCGUUCUACGUGCUCUGCCCGGACAAUCUCACGGGAGGAACCGACAAUUUUCAUGUGUGGAGUGAGAGCGAGGACUGUCUACCGUUCCUCCAGUUGGCGCAGGACUACAUCUCCUCCUGCGGGAAGAAAACACUGCUGGAGGUGCUGGACAAAGUCUUCAGAUCCUUCAGGCCUCUCCUGGGUCUUCCAGAUAUCGAUGAUGACACAUUCGAUCAGUAUCAUGCAGACGUGGAGGAGGAACCAGAGCCAGACCACCAGCAGAUGGGUGUGAGCCAGCAAUAAUGGCCAGCAGUGAGGCUCAGUCUCUGCAUCAAGCCCUGCUCUCGUAACCUUACUCACUGGCUCUUCUCCUUACACACACACACACACACUGCAUCAUUACACCCUUUAAUAUCUGGACAGCUUUUCCUGCACCCUGAUUUUAACUCAGAUGAUCAUGUUAUUUUGAUCUAUAUUAACUCUCAUGUCAAUAUUUGUCAUGUCAUGAUAACUCUAAUCACAUUCAAGCAGAGAUGAAAACAAAUAUCUCAUUCCCAGCUCUCUCUUUUUUUAUUUUUAAAUCUCCCUAACCCAUCAUGUGACUGGAGGUGACGUAAAGAUCAUAAGGUAGUAAAUAUGUUCAGAAUAGAAUAAUGCUGGAUUGUUGUCACAUGAUUACGUUGCAUGUUUAAUUCAGCGAGUGGCGUGCUGUUGUCAUCUUCAAAAAUAAGGAUGUUUUGAAUCCAAUUAUGUGGUAAAAACACCUUAGUUCCUCAUAGUCUGAUCAAAUUU
Molecule: messenger RNA, 1101 nt
Organism: Rhinichthys klamathensis goyatoka
Lineage: Eukaryota; Metazoa; Chordata; Actinopteri; Cypriniformes; Leuciscidae
Gene: mturn
Product: maturin, neural progenitor differentiation regulator homolog (Xenopus)
Exons: 3
Coding region: 211-612 (133 amino acids)
Biological process (GO): regulation of signaling; positive regulation of megakaryocyte differentiation
Cellular component (GO): cytoplasm
Source: RefSeq, a predicted model, not a curated record